Tachyglossus aculeatus (Australian echidna) is the source of this 3284-nucleotide messenger RNA. RefSeq names its product lysophosphatidic acid receptor 1 (gene LPAR1). Gene Ontology annotation, molecular function: lysophosphatidic acid receptor activity. The record is from RefSeq and is a predicted model, not a curated record. Gene Ontology annotation, cellular component: membrane. Gene Ontology annotation, biological process: phospholipase C-activating G protein-coupled receptor signaling pathway; neurogenesis. Bases 289 to 1398 code for a protein of 369 amino acids. Lineage: Eukaryota; Metazoa; Chordata; Mammalia; Monotremata; Tachyglossidae. The transcript has 4 exons.
AAGAGUGAAGGCAUCCUGGUCUUAUUACUUCCAUCCUAACUGAGGUGGUUGGUAUGUGAAGGGCUUCAGCCUUCAAGGGUAACCCUUUCGGUGCCUGCAUUUUUUUCUCUGUCCUUCCUCUUCCCCACGUUCACAGAAUGGCGUUUUCGUGAAUUCUGGGGCCUGUAGGUGAAUCUAGGAGCAAAAUUCCAUCUCAGCAUGAGUGGGAUUUGAUCAUCAAUUCCAACAUUUGAAGUCAGGGUCUACUGGUUUGGAGGAGAGAACAUUUCUAACAUCUACUGAGGAACCAUGGCAGCCCCAUCUGCUCUGGCCCCCUUCUCUGUGGUAUCGCAGCCACAGAUCAUUGAGUCUACAGCCAUGAUCGAGCCACAGUGCUACUACAAUGAAUCCAUUGCCUUCUUUUAUAACCGGAGUGGAAAGUAUCUAGCCACGGAGUGGAACACAGUCAGCAAGUUGGUGAUGGGACUGGGGAUCACUGUCUGCAUCUUCAUCAUGUUGGCCAAUUUGUUGGUCAUGGUGGCGAUUUAUGUCAAUCGCCGUUUCCACUUUCCUAUUUAUUACCUAAUGGCUAAUCUGGCUGCAGCGGACUUCUUUGCAGGGUUGGCCUACUUUUACCUAAUGUUCAACACAGGGCCCAACACUCGAAGACUGACUGUCAGCACCUGGCUCCUUCGCCAGGGUCUUAUAGAUACUAGCCUAACAGCCUCAGUAGCCAACUUGCUGGCUAUAGCGAUUGAGAGACACAUUACGGUGUUUCGCAUGCAGCUGCAUACCCGGAUGAGCAAUCGGCGGGUAGUGGUGGUCAUUGUUGUCAUCUGGACUAUGGCCAUUGUGAUGGGUGCCAUUCCCAGUGUAGGUUGGAACUGUAUCUGUGACAUCACUAAUUGUUCCAACAUGGCACCGCUCUACAGCGACUCUUAUUUGGUCUUCUGGGCUAUUUUCAACCUAGUUACCUUUGUAGUGAUGGUGGUCUUGUAUGCUCAUAUAUUUGGCUACGUCCGCCAGAGGACAAUGAGAAUGUCUAGGCACAGUUCUGGACCACGAAGAAAUCGGGACACUAUGAUGAGUCUCUUGAAGACCGUGGUCAUUGUGCUUGGGGCUUUUAUCAUCUGCUGGACUCCUGGCUUAGUUCUCCUACUUCUAGAUGUGUGCUGCCCUCAGUGUAACGUCCUGGCAUAUGAGAAGUUUUUCCUGCUUCUGGCUGAGUUCAACUCGGCCAUGAACCCCAUCAUCUACUCCUACCGGGACAAGGAGAUGAGUACCACCUUCAAACAGAUCCUCUGCUGCCAACGCAAUGAGAAUGCCAACGGCCCCGCUGAUGGAUCAGACCGCUCAGCUUCUUCUCUCAACCACACCAUCUUAGCUGGAGUGCACAGCAAUGACCACUCAGUGGUUUAAGAAGAGACUGAAGAUAAGAAGCCACCCAGGGCCUCUUAAAGAUGAACAAUUUCCAGCUUCCACACAGCACCCAGAGAGGGAAGAACCAGGUGGGGAAGUGAGAUAGGGGUGAGAGGGGAAAGUCACAAACAUUCUUUUGUCUUUAAACACUAAUGGGCUACAGUAUGUGUUCCCCAAAAACCUACAGUGCACAUGAUCUGCUAGAGAGAGAGAAUUGGUCAUUUUACAAACCUCAUCCUUCUUUUUUUUAAUUUUUUUUUAUUUUCCUCUCCUCUCUGAAAGUAAAACCUUGCUUUCUUACUAUGGAAUUCAACAAUAACCCACAGAAAGUCUGUUUAGACUCCACUAAAUAGACUUCAAAAGACUAUGCUUUGUGUUGGUGCCAGUUGGAAUUGAUUCUGAUUAAUUAAGCUUAUACCUUACUUAACUGCAUUUACAUGUAGUCACUUAGGCUUUUUCUUUUCCUUUUUUAAAAAACAUUUUAUUUUAUAAACCGUCAUGUUUAUGUCCAUCAGCAUGCUUUUGAUGGACAUUUUUUCUGGGCAAAGAGAGAGAUCAUUGCAUUUAUACUGCCAUAACAACAAAAACUAUUUUUCUAAUAUAGAAAACUGGGAAACCAUGUAAAUUCCAAAUGUUCUCUUCUUUAGAAAGCAUGCAUGUAAUGAAUGUAUGCAGUUUGUUUUAAAGCUCAUUGUAAAAUUUGCUGGAAAGUAGAAGAGCCUAGUCUGUAAUUCCAAUAUUUGUUUAGAUUUUGAAAUAAACAAUGCUCUAGUCACAAGGUAUUUAACUUUCUCAUUACAGUGUGAUAUCAAGUGUAUAACGUUUACAGGGGUCCCAAGUUAAUCACAAAUAUAAUUUUGUUUGUGCUUAAAGAGAGGAGAAUCAGUAAGUUGAAGCAUAAAAAUAUUUCUCAAAAUGUAUUGGAUACCUGAGUGCUUUUUCCUCAGGAUUGCAUUACAGAGGGAUUAAAAAUUGAAAAAUUUUGUCUUUUACCCUUGUUUAAAAAGAAAUUAUUAUGCAUUCACAAUGAAUAAACAAGAGUAUCUUAUUAAAUUACCCUUUGUUUGAAACACAGUGCUUUCCGUGGCUGAAAUAAAAUUUUUUUAAGACUAAGACUAAAUGGCUGCCACAAAAAGCUAGAGCCUCCCUAUAUACAUAGAAUAAUAAUGUAUAGUAAACUGUUUUGAUUGACCUAAUAUUCAAGUUAAAAGACAUCUGUGGAGGUAGGCUUGAAGAAAUUUAAAAAAAAACUCCAAAUAUCACAAGCCACUUAGGGAUAAGCUAUGUAUCCUUUAUCAUCUGUAGGAAUAAAGGAUCUUUAAAGAACUUGGGGCCCUUGUAUUUCAAAUGAGGGUAUGUUUGUGCCUGUUUGUGUGUGUGAUUAUGUGAUGUACUAUCCCAAAACGCUCCUCAUAACAGAUUGCUUCCAUAUUGUUAGAUGUGUAUAUAAUAUGUACGCUAAGGUACACUAUUCAAUGCAGCCAUUUGGUUAAAUAGGCAAAUGAAAGAACACUAUAUCUCAAGGCUGGCGUAGAAAGGUUGGAGAAUGUAGAGUUGAGUGAAAUGCAUCCAAAAGAAUAAUUCAUGACAGGGAAGACAGGAGUUGAUGUGGAUUUUUUUUGUGAAGCAAUGCACUGAGCCAAAGUGCCCAAAGUGCUGAGAGAGGGACUGUACAGAGGCAGUUCAGAAAUUGCCUGUCACUCAAAAUGUAAAUGGGUAUCUACACCCUCGUUAAAAAUGGCUAAAAUGGAUCCUCUACUGUGAUUGGAAAGAAGUGAACUCACAGAUUUUCAGUUUUGUUCAAUUUGGAAACAAGAUGGGCUAUUUGGACUUUAAAAAUUGACUUGCUAAGCCACUAAUAAAGUUUUCUCGAUGAGUAUACAUAA